CAGACACUACGGUACACUUACACCUCAGUUACGGGAGCGAGGAGACGGUGUAUCUGUAGUUGUUAUGGUGUUAUGAUGGUGAUAGUGAGACAACGGAAAUAAUCCAGGUGUUCUCUCGACAGACACCAUCCACGGACACAUUGGAAUAAAACCAAUUAGAGGCUAACCAUACCAUCCCCAGCUCCCACACACCAUGAGGAGGACGCAAUGGAGGAAGAAACAUUUGUCUGUCUCGAUCAUCGUCUUAAUACUGGCGGCGGUGAUGGUGAUAAUGGUGAUCAACUCGGGGACGGACGACGAGGAGGUCCUUCACUCACCCCUGUGGCACCAGAGGAACCUACGAGACGACAAGUUGAUGAUGGAGACUGUGUGGCGCGCCCAGGGACCCCUCCAGGCUGACCACCCCGACCUACUGCGACUACUGAGGGAGAGGUACUUGGACCGGCCAUCAACUGGACCGCCGAACCUGGUGGUGGACCGUACAGGGAGUGAGGCACACGUUUACAACCUGUACCGCACCAACUUCCCGUCCUGGGUGAGAAUCAACAACUUGCUCCACACGCUGUUCUCCGACACACCUCCAGGGUUCUUCUUGGAGGCAGGAGCACUAGAUGGGGAAUUUAUCUCCAACACCCUCUACCUGGAGCAACAACUAGGCUGGACUGGGUUGCUGGUGGAGGCCGACCCUGUCUUAUAUGAUGCUCUCCCAGGUAAGAAACGGAGAGCCUGGUCAUCCCACACCUGCCUCUCACCAGCACCUUACCCACAAAAGCUUACCUUUGAGAGCUACCGAGCUUACCAGACCACCAGCAUAAUUCAUCAACUACUGGUGCGAUCAACAGGUAACCUAGCUGGAGUGUCGUCCCCGGCAGGUGGCAGGAUGGGUGUGAAGGUACGUGAGAUGGUGCAGUGCUUCCCUCUCAUCUCUUACUUGCUGGCCCUCAAUACCACCACCGUUCACUACCUCAGCCUUGACGUGGAGGGCGCCGAGGCUGAUAUCCUCAUCACUUUACCCUGGGAAAAGCUUGACGUCACCGUGUGGAGCAUAGAACACCGAGAUACCAACACCAAGUUCAGGGAAUUGUACCAGGAGGCUACCGAGGACCCCCUACCGAAGAACCUUCAGGAGGAAAACACCAAAGAAGCACACGAGGAGAAUGAGAAGCCAUCACCACAUGAGGUCGUCAAAGUUAGGAAAAAGGUGGUAGUUUAUGUAAACGCACACGACCCAGCAGGAGGGAAGGAUGACUACUUCGUCAGGUUCAUGACCGAGCGAGGCUACAUGCUCUACUACUACUGGGACGGUGACUACACCUUCAUCAAGAAGAAUUCAAGUAUUUGUCAGAGACACUGUCCAAUUUUGUAGGUACAGUAUUAUCGUGAUACCACCAAUUUCUCUAUACAGUAUUUAAACAUUACUUUGACAUGUAUUGUUGUUUGAGAACUUAGGACUUUACAAAAAAGUUCAACACCAGUGACCAAAAUUUUUUACAAGUUACCCUGACGUUACGCUGCCAAUAGAGAAAACUGAGAAAAUAAGGAGAGCCUGCUCCAUAUUCAGAAUUCACAGUAAUUUCUUUCUUUCUUACUAAAUACAAUCAUGGAAAAGGGUUCUACACAUGAAUUUUUAUGACCACUAAAAGUUUAUGACUAUUUAUACAUUUAUUGAAAUUUAUACGACUUACUAUUACUGGAAGAUGGUGUCAGAGGCUGAUUGUCUGUCACUUUUAUGUUGAGGAAGUUGAGUCUGUCAUCACUGCCGCCUGUAAACACACAUUCAACUUCAGUAAUAUUUUUGUUAAGUAUAAUAUAUAAGUUUAGCCUUCUACAGACUCAUAUUUGACUCUAGUAACAGCGCCAAUAAUUCCUAUAGGAUGUAUUUUUCUUUAUUUUAUUAGUGUCUUUGACACAGUCGACCUAUUACACACUAAACUUAUAUGUUCAGUCUGAGUUAUGGUGGUGAUAAAAAAAUCCUCUCUCCUGAAAUACACUUUUUCUUGACAUUGUUUCUUCUUUCCCAACUCUACAGCUGUAAAUCUAGUUUUAAUUGUGUUUACACUGCUAAGUAAUAUCUACAAUGGUGUAACAUUGUUUGUUGACCAAAACAUGUAGAUUAUGACACAAGAAAAUGUCUUCUCGUUGUGGGUCAUAUAUGGGGUGAGCGUUGGUUUUUAUUACAGUAUAAAUUUUGUCACGAUUAAAAUAAAAAUAGUACUGUACAAUGCCAUGACUUAAAAUAUAAUAUAACAAGGGAUAAUUUUCCUGGUGACACAUACAGUACCUUGCAGUCAGAGCAGUCCCUAGGAGGGUGCGGGGCCCAGGGCAAUUCAUCCA
Homarus americanus (American lobster) is the source of this 2334-nucleotide messenger RNA. RefSeq lists its product as uncharacterized. Lineage: Eukaryota; Metazoa; Arthropoda; Malacostraca; Decapoda; Nephropidae. The record is from RefSeq and is a predicted model, not a curated record. Bases 194 to 1366 code for a protein of 390 amino acids. The transcript is spliced from 8 exons.